AUGGUGGAGCAAUUUUUCUUAGAUCUGACAAUCAACGACGUCCUCGAUAAUGCAGCUGACAUGGGACUUGUCGAGCCCUGGGCCAGUAUGUACGUCAGUGCCAUACGUGAGAAAAGAUAUGGUGAUGCUAUAUGGGCGAGAUACCAUAUUUGGGGACAGGUGCAGUUGAAUGGGAUCAUCAAAGGCACGGACAAGACUGUGCUCGAUAUGAUAGAAGAGGACGCGAUUGAGGCUAGAGUUGGCGAGCCAGAAAUGUAUGAGGACUGUUUGGCGUUUUAUGCAAAGACUAGCGCGGCAGAUGGACAUCCUGAGACUAUUGGAGUUUUGAGACGCAUUCGUGAUGCUGAUUAUGAUUUUUUGAAGAUGGGACUUGAAGAGCACAGGAGAGCUACGGAGUCGUCUCCUUAA
Molecule: messenger RNA, 408 nt
Organism: Penicillium malachiteum
Lineage: Eukaryota; Fungi; Ascomycota; Eurotiomycetes; Eurotiales; Aspergillaceae
Exons: 1
Coding region: 1-408 (135 amino acids)
Source: RefSeq, a predicted model, not a curated record